This is a messenger RNA of Glycine soja, 953 nucleotides long. RefSeq names its product myb-related protein 305-like. The coding region runs from base 85 to 711 and encodes 208 amino acids. Gene Ontology annotation, cellular component: nucleus. The transcript is spliced from 3 exons. The record is from RefSeq and is a predicted model, not a curated record. Gene Ontology annotation, biological process: regulation of DNA-templated transcription. Gene Ontology annotation, molecular function: DNA-binding transcription factor activity; sequence-specific DNA binding. Lineage: Eukaryota; Viridiplantae; Streptophyta; Magnoliopsida; Fabales; Fabaceae.
GCCAACCCCCAUUAUUAAGAUAUCAGUAUCUCUCUCUCUCCCCUCUUCCCCACCCAACCUUCUCUCUAUCACACACACAAAACAAUGGAUAAAAAACAACUGUGCAACACGUCUCAAGAUCCUGAAGUGAGAAAAGGACCUUGGACGAUGGAAGAAGACUUGAUCUUGAUCAACUAUAUUGCAAAUCAUGGGGAAGGUGUUUGGAAUUCUUUGGCCAAAGCUGCUGGUCUCAAACGUACCGGAAAGAGUUGCCGGCUAAGGUGGCUAAACUACCUCCGUCCUGAUGUUAGAAGAGGGAAUAUUACACCCGAGGAACAACUUUUGAUCAUGGAGCUUCACGCAAAGUGGGGAAACAGGUGGUCCAAAAUUGCCAAGCAUCUACCUGGUAGGACAGAUAAUGAGAUCAAGAACUAUUGGAGGACCAGGAUCCAGAAGCACAUCAAGCAAGCUGAGAACUUUCAGCAACAAAUCAGCAAUAACUCUGAGAUAAAUGAUCACCAAGCUAGCACUAGCCAUGUUUCUACCAUGGCUGAACCCAUGGAGACCUAUUCUCCACCCUUUUAUCAAGGAAUGUUAGAGCCAUUUUCUUCAAUUCAGUUCCCCACAAUUAAUCCUGAUCAAUCCAGUUGUUGUACCAAUGACAACAACAACAGCAUUAACUAUUGGAGCAUGGAGGAUAUCUGGUCAAUGCAGUUACUGAACGGGGAUUAAAUAUUGAUAUAUCAAGAUAAACCUAAAUUCUUGUAUAAGUUCCAUAAAACACUGGAAUGUCUCUGGCUUAAAACAUAUUAUUAUUAGGUUUGUUUAUAUAAGUAGUUGGAUAUGUUUGGUUUUGCGUACCAUUAUUAGCAUAUAUAUAUAUAUUUCAAAUGAGAUGCUAUGUGCAUUGUAAAAGAUAUGGUUAAGAACCACAUAGUUUCAAAACUCUUAAAUAUAAUUCCAGUCACUUAUUA